Theobroma umbraticum is the source of this 1350-nucleotide messenger RNA. Its product is annotated as rhodanese-like domain-containing protein / PPIC-type PPIASE domain-containing protein. The record is from RefSeq and is a predicted model, not a curated record. Lineage: Eukaryota; Viridiplantae; Streptophyta; Magnoliopsida; Malvales; Malvaceae. Gene Ontology annotation, molecular function: peptidyl-prolyl cis-trans isomerase activity.
ACAUCCAAAAACCCAAUGCUCAAAAUCCCGACUCUUCCUUGUAUAAAUAUAUCUACAAGUUAAACUGCUCUGCUGCUCCCAUGAAGGCGGAAGCUAGGAACAACUACAAGUAGGCAGCACAUUUUAAAAGAGUGAAGCAAUGUUAAGAGCAACCCAUCUCCCGCCCGUAGCAUCACCAACUUUCUUUGCUCUCAGGCAAUCUUUGAUUCCAAGUCUCAGCGUCUCUUCCUUAGCUUGUUAUUCUCUUCACAGACUCUCCACAUUUUCUCCCUUUCACACUUUCUUCUCCAAACCCCUCACACCCACUCGACCUUAUCUUCCCCCGCUUACUCUCAGGCUAGUCUCUCCCAUGGUGGGUCAUCCACGACUCAGACCAUCAGCUUCAUUUAAUUCCGAUAGUGGCUUUGGAGAUAGCAGAGAAAUAUUGGUACAGCACUUGCUUCUAAAAGAGGAUGACCAGAAGCUCUUGUUGGAGCUUCAACAGAAAAUUGCAGGAGGAGAGGAUUUAAGUGAUCUUGCUGUUGAAUACUCAAUAUGUCCAUCCAAAGAAAAUGGGGGAAUGCUUGGGUGGGUGAGAAAGGGGCAAAUGGUACCGGAAUUUGAGGAGGCUGCAUUUAGUGCACCUUUAAACAAAGUUGUUAAAUGUAAAACUAAUUAUGGAUGGCACUUGUUAGAAGUUCUAUCUGAGAGGGAAGAAUCAUUGCUUAAAGACAUUCAACCAGAGGAGUUUCAUGCAAAAAUGCAAGAUCCCAGUUUCAUUGAAGAAGCUCAGUUGAUAGAUGUCCGGGAACCUGAAGAAGUGUCCCAAGCUUCUUUGCCAGGGUUCCAGGUUCUUCCUCUCCGCCAGUUUGGAAGUUGGGGACCAGAAAUAACUAGCAAGCUUGAUCCAAUGAAGGAUACAUAUGUCAUGUGUCACCAUGGCAUGCGGUCAUUACAGGUUGCCAAGUGGUUACAGACUCAGGGAUUUAGGAAAGUUUUUAAUCUAUCUGGGGGAAUACAUGCGUAUGCAACCAAGGUGGAUCCCUCUGUUCCUACUUACUGAGAUUAUCUCAUGCAUCCCUCGCUCCUCUUUUCAAAUGUUUUCUUCACAAUUUUGAAAACUUUACCCUUUAUGAUUGGGGUGGAUUUGAAUAUCAAAGCUGUAAUAAUGCAUCAAUCUGCUUUCCUUUUACAAAAUAUGCAAGGUUCUUCAGGAAACACGUUUCACAAGCCAUAUGCUGCUUGGAAAUGGAACUAGUCCAUAGUUUUGGUUUGGCACUCCUAGAUGCAGAGUUGCAUUGACAAUAAUUAUGAAGUUGAAAACUAAAAACUUUAGUCACAAUCUAUUGUUGCCUUUUUUCCCCUUCAAAA